UUUUUUUCGACCUUGUCCUGUCCUUGAAUCUGCCUUCCAUUGCGAGGAGUUACUUUGAUUUGCAGCCAAUCUUGUUCCUUUACAAUAAAACGUAAUGGCUGGUCCUAGAAGAGGUGGAAAUUUCAGAGGCGGCGGCUCGAGAGGCGGUGGGAGAGGCAGUUUCAGAGGCGGUGGAAGAGGCAGAGGCGGCAGCAGAGGGAGCAGCAGAGGUCGGGGCGGAGGAGGCAGAGGUCGAGGUCGUGGUGGCCAGUUCAGCCAAUGGGGCCCAGACAGGAGAUUUGAUGGUGCUCGUCUGGCUGAAAAUGGCGAAGAUGAAGAGUAAGAAUCUUGGACCUGUUGUUUUGACUAUUGGCCUGUAUUCAUUUGUAG
This is a messenger RNA of Trichoderma harzianum CBS 226.95, 369 nucleotides long. RefSeq lists its product as hypothetical. The record is from RefSeq and is a predicted model, not a curated record. Bases 95 to 322 code for a protein of 75 amino acids. The transcript has a single exon. Lineage: Eukaryota; Fungi; Ascomycota; Sordariomycetes; Hypocreales; Hypocreaceae.